CUCGUUGUUGCUGCUGCUGCUACUCGCCGCUUCGUUCCGACAUGAGUGGAUCAGACAGCAAAAAAGGCUCGUCGGGGUCAUCGGGUGUUAUGGCCUGGAUUGGAUCGGCGUGUCGGUUUGCCACAGAUAGAAAUGACUUUCGAAGGAACCUGCUGGUUAAUCUUGGAUUGUUUGCGGCUGGUGUUUGGGCUGUAAGAAACUUUUCAGAUAUCGACCUGAUGUCUCCUCAGCCCGUCACAUAACCUCCUGUACUGUAUAGCACGAGCAACGGUGUCUUGGACCAACAAAACCUACAUAAGACUAACCAAUGCAACUGUCAUGACCCACACAUAUUUUGUUCAAGAUGCUCAUUGGUGCUUAUUUGAGUGAACAAGAUAUAAUGAAACCAAACAUUGAACCUUUUAUUUUUGAGUGCUGU
Molecule: messenger RNA, 418 nt
Organism: Synchiropus splendidus (mandarinfish)
Lineage: Eukaryota; Metazoa; Chordata; Actinopteri; Syngnathiformes; Callionymidae
Gene: tomm6
Product: translocase of outer mitochondrial membrane 6 homolog (yeast)
Exons: 3
Coding region: 42-242 (66 amino acids)
Cellular component (GO): mitochondrial outer membrane translocase complex
Source: RefSeq, a predicted model, not a curated record